AUGUGUGUGAAUAUAUUUUACUUGAUAUUUAUCUUAUUUAAUGUUUUUUUUCUCUUCGGUUCAACAAAUGUUAAAGCUAAGACUGUUAUCUUUGUGAAUGUCGAUGGAUUAGCGAAGGAUGGUACAAUCUCGGGAAUCUAUAGUGAAUUUGCUUUUGGAUAUCGUGUUAGUAUACAACGAGUUAUGCUCGAGUCGAAAUUAAAAAUCCCAUUUGCUGUUGCUAAACAAACGAAACAUGGACCCAUAAGUUUGGUGCUUAGUACGAAGCCUUUUAAGACGGACCUAACAGUGUGUGUAGAUGUUUCAUCAAACCCUGGACCUCAAAUUUGUAGCGGAAUUUCCGAGUUGGACAAGUCAAGUUGUGCUCGAGGCCAGUCAUGCUCUAUGAACACGCAAUCAACAAGGUACAAUCAUGUCAAUCGUUUUAGGCGGAUUGAAUCCCCUAGACGGCUUGUAUAUGUUAACCAUAUGGCUAUACCAACAAUUAUUUCAAACUCGAGAUAUCGUCAAAAGAAACAUAUUAAGCAAGCUUGCCGUUCAAGUUGUCGUAUUAAUAUUCCAAUGCAAGGUAGAUCUAUUACACCCCAGACAGAUCAAAGUUUGCCACAAUCGGGCCGGGGCAAAAAUAUUACUAUAGCUCAUCUUAAUGUACGUUCUUUGAAGAACAGGGAACACUUUGUUCAAGUUAAACAACUUAUUUUGGAUAACCAAUAUAAGAUUUUUGCUGUAUCAGAAAGCUGGCUGAAUUCUAAUGUAUCAAAUGCCGAAGUUCAAAUAGAAGGCUAUAAUCUCAUAAGACACGAUCGUUUAAGGAAAUCUGGCGGGGGCGUGUGUGCUUAUGUUCAUACUAGUCUUAAGGCCCAUGCCAUUAGGGAAUUGACUGCAACAUCUGAUACAGGUUUUCAACAGCUUUGGAUUAAAGUCCAAAACCGGAAAUUGAGAUCUAUAUUAAUAUGCGUGACAUAUAAACCUCCAAGCUGCCCAACAGUCUGCUUGGAGCAGUAUUUCAUGCCUACGUAUACUAAGGCUUUAUGCUACAAUAAAGACAUUGUCAUUUGCGGUGAUCUGAAUUGUAAUUUAAUGAAUAAUGAGAGUCCUGAUACUCAAGCACUCGUGACGUUCUGUAUAACAAUGAAUCUGACCCAACUCAUUACGGAGCCAACAAGAGUAACGGCAUCGUCUCAAUCUCUAAUUGAUGUCAUUCUAGUCUCUAACCCUGGUAUUGUUAUGGAAAGCGGGGUGGUGAUGUCGACCAUUAGUGAUCAUUAUGUUAUUACGGCUAAACUAAAUUUGAAAACACCGAAAACUAGCCCCACCAUUUGCAACGUUCGAAGCUAUAAGGAUUAUAAAGCCAGUGAGUUUGCAAAAGAUAUCGCGGAUGUCCCCUGGGAUACGGUAGAGAUACUGGAUGACGUGUCCGAUAGGGUUGAUACAUUUAAUGACCUGUUCCUUAGUGUAUUGGAUAAGCAUGCUCCCAUAAAAAACAUUAAAAUGAAAACAAAACGUUUACCAUUUAUUACGCCUGAAAUCAGAUCAUUGAUCAAAGAGAGGGAUUUAUCACAUAAGAUAGCUCGCCAAACCUCGCAAACUAGGGACUGGUUAGUAUUUAAAGCAUAUAAGAUCAAGGUUAAGAACGAAUUACGAAAUGCCGAAAAACUUUAUGUUCACGAACAAAUCCUAUUAAAUCAAAACGCACCACGAUGUAUUUGGAAAAUCAUUCGCAGUUGUAUCCCUAGAAAGAUAAAUGAUCAGCCAUGCUACACAAAACCACUUCUGAGUUGUGUGAACAAUUUAACAACUAUUUCAUAUCAGUAG
Molecule: messenger RNA, 1815 nt
Organism: Paramuricea clavata
Lineage: Eukaryota; Metazoa; Cnidaria; Anthozoa; Malacalcyonacea; Plexauridae
Source: the annotation of a GenBank genome assembly